Messenger RNA from Ambispora leptoticha, 1237 nucleotides. Lineage: Eukaryota; Fungi; Glomeromycota; Glomeromycetes; Archaeosporales; Ambisporaceae. The record is from the annotation of a GenBank genome assembly.
AUGUCGAUUAUACUUGCACUUAAUGCUGGCAGUUCAAGUCUAAAAUACAAAAUCUACAUUCAUCAAAAUGGCCAUGACAAUAGCAAAAACAAAUUAAUACUCUUAUCCAAAGGCCAAGUAACCGAAAUCGGGCUCGGCAAUUCAAAAAAUAAUUGUCAAUUUUCAGCAAAGUUAUAUUCAUCUUCCACACUUGAACAAAUUGAUCAAUAUUCACAAAAUAUCGAGGCAUCAACCCACGAAAUAGCAUUCACUCAUGUUCUUUCAUAUUUACUCGAUAAAGUAAACCAUUUGAAUAAACGCGAAGAUAUAGGAUUCAUUGCACAUCGAGUUGUCCACGGGGCUACAGAAGAAAAACCGAUGAUAAUUUCUUCGUCUUCAUCUUCUCUCGAGCAAGCAUUAAAAAAGCUUGAUUCUCUAUCCGAACUCGCCCCAUUACAUAAUCACACAAGUGUUUUAAUAAUUCGCGCUUGUUUGAAUUCACUUCCUGCUGCAAAAAAUUAUAUAUUUUUCGAUACGAUUUUUCAUCGUACAUUGCCAAAAGAAGUUUACACUUAUGCUUUGCCAUAUGAGGAAUGUCGAUCAAAACGAAUUCGAAAGUAUGGAUUUCAUGGAAUAAGCCAUUCUUAUGUUACUCAACGUGCAAGUGAAUAUUUAGGUGUGGACUGGAAAAAUGAAGAAGAAGCAAGAUUUAUAAGUUUACAUCUAGGGAGUGGUGCGAGUGUAUGCGCUGUUAGAGGCGGAGAGAGUAUUAACACUAGCAUGGGAUUAACACCAUUAGAAGGAUUGCCAGGUACAACGCGCUCUGGAACGGUAGAUCCAUGUGCAAUAUUUCAUCUCUCUAAUUUAGCAAAAUCGGGGGCCGAAUCACGUCACCCAAUAGAUAGAAAAUUUCAUUUAACCGAGGCAGAAUCGAUUCUAAAUCAUAAAUCUGGAUUUAAAGGAAUUUGUGGAACGUCUAAUUUCGCUGAAAUAACAAAGAUUAUAAAAGAUAAAGGAAGUGGUAACGAACAAUUUGAACGAGCGAAAUUAACAUUCGAUCUAUUCAUCGAUCGAAUUUUACAUUUCAUUGGAGCGUAUUAUGUAACCCUUGAGGGGAAAGUCGCAGCACUGUUAUUUACCGGUGGAAUUGGAGAGCAUUCUUGGGAGAUUCGUGAAACCAUAUGUGAAAGAUUAAAAUGUUUGGGUGUUGUUGAAUUGGACAAAAAAAAGAAUCAAAAUGCAGAUAAAGAGUUUACUA